Molecule: messenger RNA, 1347 nt
Organism: Humulus lupulus (European hop)
Lineage: Eukaryota; Viridiplantae; Streptophyta; Magnoliopsida; Rosales; Cannabaceae
Exons: 6
Coding region: 1-1347 (448 amino acids)
Source: RefSeq, a predicted model, not a curated record
AUGGAUGUUGAAGAAAUGAUUGCUAUGUUUUUACAUAUUGUAUCUCAUGACAUUAAGAAUAGAAUUAUGAGACGACAAUUUGCACGUUCUGGUGAAACAGUUAGUAGACAAUUUAAUGCGGUUUUAAAUGCUGUGUUGCGCCUUCAUGAGUUAUUGUUAAAAAAACCUGAACCAAUUCUUGGUAGUUCAACUGAUGAGAGAUGGAAGUGGUUUAAGAAUUGUUUGGAAGCACUAGAUGGAUCAGCUGCCGACUCUAGAGUGUUACGAGAUGCCAUAUCUAGGACAAAUGGGUUGAAAGUUCCACAAGGACAUUACUACUUAUGUGAUGCUGGAUAUCCCAAUGGUGAAGGCUUCUUAGCACCAUAUAGAGGACAACGAUAUCACUUGAAUGAUUGGGAUAUCCCACCUAAUACACCUACUGAAUUUUUCAAUAUGAAACAUUCUUCAGCUGGAAAUAUAGUAGAGAGAGCAUUUGGCCUAUUGAAGGGGCGAUGGGAAAUUCUUAGAGGUAGAUCAUACUAUCCUGUCAAAAUUCAAUGUCGAAUUAUUUUGGCAUGUUGCCUUCUUCACAACUUGAUUAGAAGAGAAAUGCCUAUCGAUCCUCUAGAACAAGCAAUAGGGGAAAGUGAGGAGGACAAUUGUGAUGAAGAUGAAAGUGUAGGCAAUGAUCAUUAUACACAUAUUGAAAUAUCUAACGCUUGGACUUCUUGGAGAGACAACUUAGCUAGAGAGAUGUUUAACCAAUGGAGCAACAUGAGAAAAAUGGAUGCUCUGGAGCAAUCAACAUCAAUUCCUGGAAAAAAGCAUCAGUGGACUUCAAUUGAGGAUUCAAAGUUGGUUGAGUGUUUGUUGGAGUUGAGCCAUCCGAAUGCAAAAGGCUUAAGGAAUAGACCAUUUCCUCAUUAUGAAGACUUAGUUACUGUAGACAAUGACGCAAAUUCUGAGUUUGAUCAUUUAUCUCCAAUAGAUGAUCUUAUUGGUAAUGCAACCAAUAGUCAUACAAACACGGCGACAACUUCAGCACAGUCAAGUAAGAAAAGUAGAAAGAGAUUUAGGAAUGAAGAUCCAUUGGUUGAGGUAUUGACUGACAUAGUGAAAAAAUUUGGUGACAUACAAGCUGUUGCUGGUGAUAGUAUUCGAAGAAUUGCUGAUUGUUUCCAGUUUGAGACAGAAGGUGCUACUAGAAGGAUGAAAGUGUUUGAUGAACUGAAGCAAAUUGAUGGGCUGACAAAUGAACAACGAGUCAAAGCUGGAAAACUUCUUGUCCAAAACCAAGCCUACAUAGAUUUUUUAUUCACAUUGGAUGAUGAAUUCAAGUUGGGAUUCAUACUUGGGCUCUUUGAAUGA